Messenger RNA from Oryctolagus cuniculus (rabbit), 1603 nucleotides. Lineage: Eukaryota; Metazoa; Chordata; Mammalia; Lagomorpha; Leporidae. The record is from RefSeq and is a predicted model, not a curated record.
GGGUCCUGCCCAGUGCCCUGAGGGCUCUAGGCCCUGGAAAAGCACUGAGGGGGCCACUGCACUACCAACAGCUCAUGAUGCUCAAUACAGACACCCUCUGCCCUCAGUAGGAGCCUGGAGGGACACAAGAGUCCAGAGGGGAUCGGCAGCCUUUGCCAGGGCCAAUUCCUCCUGUGUCAUCUGCACAAUGUGCCACUCCUAAGGCCAUCUUGGCAAACUCCACCCCUAGCCUGGGUCCUGGACACACCCAUCUCCAGGCCCUGCUCUCUAUGAUGCGCACCCCUAGCAGCAGGUUCUGUGACACGUGCCCAUUCUGUGACCACUAAGGUUCUGCAGAUGUGGCAUUUUGGCCUUAGCCCUUCGGAGCGAUAGCAGCCAAAAGUGCUUUGGGAAGUCUUCAUAGUAUAGAGACUCACCAGCUUCUUUUCAAACACUUUGGGGAGCAAAUUUUGCCCCCCUCACCUGCCCCAGCAAUGGGGGCUGACCACCGACCUAAGGGGCCCCCAGGCCCAGGUCGGGGUCACACUCCCGCCUCUGGCCCUGGACCAGUUGGUCCACGGGCAAAAUACCAUAGGUCUUACAGACCAAAAGUCAGACAAUCCAGUCUGAUGAUAAGAAAACUCAGGGCCAUCGUGGCACUGCUGACCACUCUCUGCGGGCUUCAGACUCGACAACGCGUGUGCUCCAACAGAGUGAACAUCGGACCUGUACUGAGCACGCCUGAUCCUACCAGACGAACCGGCAAUGGAAGGCGGAGGAAGCAAACCUGCAAAGAAGAAGCCAUGGACACUACUCCUCCAUACACUCCACCUCGGGAGGAGGAGCCCAUGGACACCACGCCCCCAUAUGAGCCACCAGAACUGAUGGACACCACACCGCCAUAUGAGCCACCAGAACUGAUGGACACCACACCGCCAUAUGAGCCACCAGAACUGAUGGACACCACGCCCCCAUAAGAAACAUCUUGGGCGGAUCCACACCUCCCCAUGUUCCACCACGGGAAGAGCCCAGGGAUAUCACACUCCCAACAUUCCACCAUGGGAGGAGCCUAUUGACCCACACCCUCCUGUGCUCCCCCAUGGGAGGAGUCCCUGGACACCACAACCUCCUAAGCUCCACCAAAGGAGGAACCAAUGGAUACCACAAUGCCAUAGGCUCCUCCUCCAGUGUAGUGCCUGGACACCACACCCUCCUACACUCCACCAAGGGAGGAACCAAUGGAUACCACAAUCCCAUAGGCUCCUCCUCCAGAGGAGCCCAUGGACACAACACCAACCUAUACUCCCCCUCCAGAGGAGGCCAUGGACCCUUCAGCCCCUAGUUUCCAGCAUAGUCCAUGGAAAGGUCAACCACGUCUCCUGCCCUCUGUUUUCCUCCUGCUGGUCCCAGGGGCAGUUUUAUGCCUGGCCUUCCCAUCUUUCCUUGCAUCUUCAUACCCAGUUUCCCAGCACCUAUGGAUAUAGACCCUCCCGCGUGACCCUUCCUCCCUCCCCUCCAGGACAUGGCACAACUCUGCUCCCAGGCAGCUCCUUUCAUGGCCUCCAGCUGGCUCCUCACCACACAAGAUUCUUAUUUAAUAUUAAACACCAUACUCGUUCUGUUU